UGGUAGUGCUUCCCUUAUUUACAGCGUGUCUGUGCCAUCAUAAUCAAGUCUAGUUUUUGUUAAGGUUGUCAAGUUUUGCCACAUAGUCAUCAGACCCCGUUACAUGUUUUUGGAACUCGAUUGGAGCCUAGCGAAUUUGUGCCUCACCCUUGUCGGACUGCUAAACCGUGGAAUAAAGCCACGCCUGAUAUCAUGCCCUCGUCCCGGAGUCCUGCAUUUGGGUCUAGCCCCGUGCGUCGUGCUUGUGACUCAUAAGUCUGAUUUUUGUUCUUCAUUUUGUGAAGAAAAGUUAAGGGAUUGUGAUCCGUAGUAACUUCAGUGGGAAACAUGGUAGUGCCUAAGUACACCUCAAAAUGCUGCAAAGCUAAUAAAAGACCCAAAGUGUCAUUUUCAAUGGUUGAAUAAUGUCUUUGGUGCUUAUCAAACUUUUUGGAAAAGUAACACACCAGACGAUCAAGACCUGAGUCAUCUUCUUGCAUCAGGACAUCACCUGCAUCAAUUUACAAUUUAAAUGCUUUCUCAAAGUUUGGUGCCUGCAACACUGGAGAAUUAUGGCUUUGACUUUUUCAAAUGCAGCUUGACAGCUGCUAUCUCAACGAAAUUUAGUCUAAAGUCUUGGAAGAAAUGUCUUUCGACGUGUAAUGAAUCCAGAAAUAUCCAAAAGAUGAGUGGCAGAAUGCAGAGCCGUUAUUUAAGUAAGAGGCCGUCUAAAAACCAGCACUUCCCGAACGUUCGACAAAGAUCCGCGUCAGAUGACGUAAUAAAGAAAAAUAAUGAAUGCAAUACAAUGUUAUACAUAACAGAUACACAUAUAUGCAGACCUGCUUCACUUCCAUCACUUCUGAUUCCUCCUUUGCCGUCCCAUUCUGCCUGUCGAGCAGAAACCUACGACUGUACCUCUGUAUCAGAGUGGACUUGGAAAUGAUUCAUUCUUUGAGCAAGCCCGGUGCUGAAGCGUUGGAGUCGGCUGGGACUGGAAACGGAGGCGUUCUGUGCAGUCUUGACGUUUCAAUUGAGACACCCAGCUGUUGCAGUGCAGAAGAGCCGGUCAAAUUUUCAGAAUAAAAGACACUGACGCCCAAAUUGCAAUACAACAAAAAUGAUGUGAAUUGGUAAUUCUUUCUCUGUGGCCCAGUAUCAAAUGCCUCACUCCCCGGUACCGAUCUGCGGAACGGUGGUUGGGGACCACUGCUCUAGAAUAAAGUAUCUUGUAAUCAGCCCCUAAAUGUUUGUUUUGCUUAGCAACAUGAAAUUUGGUAGACAUGUUUGGAAUGGGUCGAUCCACAAAGUCUUUUAGUUUGAGACAUUUUAGCCCCCCCCAAAAAAAUGGCGCAUUUCUGAAGCCCAUUUUGCUUGGCAACAUGACAUUUGCUAGACAUGUCAUUCAUGAGUCAAUUCAAUUAAAAAAAAAAAACGCAAGAAGCCAUUGGCAAAGACAGAAAUUCUUCCAUUUUUUUGUGCCUGAAGUGGACAUUUUAACCCAAAGAUGGCCUUAAUUAGCACCCCCUGCAUUGACUGGAAAAUUCAGCUUUUGCUGAGCAACAUGAUAUUUGGUGGACUUGUCGUUCAGGAAGAGACUCAUACAUGAAACGCAAUCGGAUUAACAUUUUGUCUUGCAGCCGACUUCGUGAGGAUCAGCCGCUCAGAAAAUGAACGGCUGAAUGAUCUUAGUAGCAAUUACUGAUUGCUGUGCUGUAAUUGGCUUCUUUACACUUACUUUGAGUUGACUCCUGAAUGAACAAACAAAUGAAGAAGAAGAAUCGUCUUCGUUUGUAAUUCCAUUGUAACGUCUUAAAUCCAACGAAAAAGAGCAAUCCCUACAGCGACAAAGAGCCAGAACGUUUUAGUGGCUGCAAGUGACAAGGAACACUCGGCCAAUUUCUUGCUGCAUUUUUAUCGCAGCCUUCAAGUCUUUAUUACUAUUUUUAUCUCCCACUGCAUAAAGUCCCCUUUAUCUCGGCACUCCGGUUUGCAAGCGGCACUUUGCGUUCCAUCUGCAAACUAUAGUGGGGCGUGAGACGGGAUGCUGGGGUGCAUUAUGGGAGCUCUUUCACCAGGCACAACGCGUGUGUCUCUGUGUGUCAUGUAGAAAGCUUAGUGCAUGGGAGGAGCCAAAGGCCGGGAACCCCCACCCCACCCCCACACCCGCACCCAGGGGUCAACCACAUGCUCCUCUUUGUUAUGAUGCUGGACUCUCAAGACACUCUUGCUAUGCGUGCGUUUGUUGACUCUUAAACGUAUGAAACAUACCAGUUGUUGCUUUCCAUCCAUCCAUCCAUCCAUUUUGUGGCCGCUUAUCCUCACGAGGGUCGCGGGGAGUGCUGGAGCUGUCAACGGGCAGGAGGCCGGGUAUACCCGGAGCCGGUUGCCAGCCAAUCUCAAGGCACAUCGAGAUAAACAGCCGCACUCACAAUCACACCUAGGGGCAAUUUAGAGUGUCCAAUUAGUGUUGCAUGUUUUUGGAAUGUGGGAGGAAACCGGAGUGCCCGGAGGGAACUCACGCAGUCACCGGGGAGAACAUGCAAACUCCAAACAGGCGGGUCCGGGAUUGAACCGGGACCUCAGAACUGUGAAGCCAACGCUUUACCAACUGACCCACUGUGCCGCCCUUGUUGCUUUGCGUUUUGCGCUUAUUCUACGUUAAGCUCCAUAAGAACGGGGGCUGCAUCUGCAGCAGUCUGAGUGGAGACCCCCACCAGGGUUCAGUUCUGAACUCCAGUGAUUUAUGUUCUCUGGGUUCGGCUUGCAAGGGGGGCCGGCGGUGCUCUCGUCGUACAAGACAAGGUCGAGGUCCCACAGUCCUUGUGUGUGACGUCAUCAAACCUCAAACAUCGAUGUCACAAAUGUGAUGAUAAACUCGUCCGUCUGGUAGACGGGUUUCGGAUUUGGUAGAAAUCACACAAAAUCUCCAGGGGAUAAGUUUUCAAGAGCCUUGGAAAUGGCCAAAAAUCGAUCCUCUUGGUUGAAUUCAAUGUGUCAAACUUCUUGUGAGACUUUUUGUGGGUCUUCUCGUGAUGAUUGACAUGCCUACCAAAUCUCAUGUUGCGAAUUUUUGGGAUGAAGAGUUUCCAAAAAUGACCAAACGCACCCACGUCCAACCAUAAUGGCUGACUUCCUGUGUCUUUUCAUGGACAGGUUCUUAUUGAAUCUUUUUUUGGGGGUCUCGUUAAGAUGGAUAUGUCUAUCAAAUUCUGAAAUCUCAGUAAGCAGCAUGUCAGCCAUUUUAGUUUGAAGCAGACAUUUAAUCUGAAAAUCAGUUUGGCAGCCCCAUUUUUGGUUGAAAGUUCAACCCCUUGAGCCAAUUAGGAUUUCAAAACAAUUUGGUAGGCUUGUCUCUCAAGAGUAGAGCCACUGAAAUGUUUCAAGAGGCAAGUGUGCGAUCUUGCCUUUGUAGCUGACACUUUUCCUUUUUCUUUCAUUUUGGCCAUUUCCAGGGUCUUCAAAAACAAAUUUCUCAAGAGUUUAAAAAAAUUCAGCCCCCGAAUGCAGCGUCACUUGGCAGCCGUGUCUCACUUUAAUUGUCCAAGAAUCCUGUCCCGAAAGUAGACAGGAAGUGUGUGAUUUUUGUUUGAAGUGGCCACUUUACGUUGGCUGAAUUCCCAAAAAUCAUUGCGUGUGGGCGGAGCCUGUCUACAAAGUCUGACGGUUCGCCACAAAAAGCGAGCGUCCAUUAUUGCUGCUUGAUUUUUCCCAAACGCCUGGGAUGAGCACAAAGCAGAAGCUGGAGGGUCAAGUGAAGUAAUGAUGUGAGUUGGGGAAGGGGGGGGGGGUGUUCAGUGAAAGGAAGGAUGAAAGGAGGUCCCCCCACCCUCACCUACUCCCCUCGCCUCCCUCCCUCCUUUGACGUCAUUGGCCAAAAGACACAAAACAAGCCUCUCGCCGCCGAGCUCCUCAUUCCACGUUCACUUGUGCACGUUCGGCGCCACGCUCGCUUCUACUGGACCAAAGCGCCACCUUCCGAGGCCCCCCCCCCAUGCACACCAACACCACUCGGGACCAAUUCCACUCGGACAUUCCUCAGAUGUGACAGAGUUGAGCAAUCUCAGUCCCGGCGCUCAUCUGGGACAACAAUACCCCCCACUGGAAGUAGCGAGGGUGGGCUUUGCUCCCGGCUGUCACACUGACCCGCCCGGGUGAGUGAGGCGCUCCGCAGCGGACCUCAGGACCUGGACAGCUCCCGGCCGCAUUCCCAUGCACGCUGCGACGUCCUCGAAAUGAUGCGGACGGCGCCGGUGGCGGCGGAGUCGCUUGAGAACGCCGCCACGCUGCAUCAGAAGCAGCUCUUUGAGAAGUUCUGGAAGGGGACCUUCAAGGCCGUCGCCACGCCGAGGCCGGAGAGCGUCAUCGUGGCCAGCAUCAUCGCGCGCACAAGGCUGCCCCGUCCCGAGGCCAAGGCCGACCGAACGCCAGGUGACCACCAGAUGGAGGACACGCCCCCUGACCCCAAGCCAUGUGACGACAGCAACACGAGGAAGGGGGCGGCCGCCGACUCCGCGGCGCCCCCGAUCGGCAGGAAGAAACACAAACGCCAUCGCCAUCACCGCCACCGCCGCCGGGCCGAGAGCGCUUCCUUUGAUGAGGAGUCACCGUCCCUCAAAGCCAAGAAGAAGAAGAAGAAGAAGCGGAAGUCAGAGCGCAAAAGUUCGAGGAGGAGGGUGCCCUCCUGCAGCCUCUCUCCGCUGAGGAAGAGGAAAAAGAAGAAGAAGAAGAUGAAGAAAAGAUCCAAGAAGAACAAGCGGCAUCGGUAUACCUCCAAAAAGUCCAAACACGGCUCCUCCGGUUUGAAGCGCAAGAAAAAGGAGCAGCGCAAAGGCAAGAAAAGCUCUCGGACGACGAGCUCGCGCGGGAAGCGGCGCCGCGGGAGGUCGGCGUCGGACCGCCCCCCGGCCACGGACCGCAGGCAGCCGGCGUACAAAAAGGAAACGCGUCCGACGUCGGAGGCCAAGUGGACGAGUGGCGGCAGCGGCGGCGCUGCCAAAUCAGUCAAAACGCCCUCGGUCCUCCGCGCCGCCUCCAUGUUUUCGCCUGAGCUUUUCCGAAGACGAGCGUUUCGCCGGGCCCAGCGCUCGCACGACUGCGACUCCGGGAACGACACGUCGUCGCCGCCAUCCGGCAAGUCGAGCGUGAGCGACGGGCCGCGGCCGCUUGCCGAUGACGCCUCCGACUCGGGGAACUCUCUGAGGAGUUACGCAUCCGGUGUGGAAGACGACUCCAGCGCCAGCGCGUUUCUCACGAGAGAACAUGAGGCUUUGGGAUAUCGGUUCAAUCCAGCAAGAUCUCCUCGGACCUCCUCCAGGGGGCAACCUCGCAACGACUGCCGUCACAGACGCGGGAGGAGCAGAUCGUCGGGAAGCUCCAGAUAUACGGGACAACACUCCCCAAGCUCGUCGCCGUCAACCGCCAGCUCCUACUCUCGCUCGACGAGCUUUUCACCAGACCUGAGGCGGCGACGGGGCAGGUUGAGUAGUGUGAGCUCCCGAGGAAGCUACUCCAAAUACAGACAACGAAGGUUGCGAUCCAGAGAGCGAGCAUCCAGCUCCAGAGAAACAGAAGAGCGCAGGGUCGGCAGGAAGAGGUGGAGACGCAAGUCCUACUCGCCCAUGAGGAAGAGGAGGAGGUACUCGCCCAGCCAUCUGGAAGCCCGACGGAUAACCAGCGCCCGCAAGAGGCCCGUCCCGUACCUCCGACGCAGCUCGUCCUCACGGUCUUCGUCCCGCGGGGGCUUCAGCCGCGCAUCGUCGUGGAGUUUCGGGGCAGCCCGCCGUAGCGUCAGCAGGUGUUAGUUGCACCCCCACACACCCCCGCACCCCACAAAAAAAAAUAUCCAGCCUCAUUUCCUGGCCGUUGAUUAUUAGCUGUGGCACCCGAGACAAAUCCAUCUUGUUGCUGCUUUUUAUUUUUUUUUAUUUUUGAGGGGAAACUCUUCUUUCCCCAUCCAAAGUCCUUUUCAGGGAUUUGUUCUUUUGCUUUUAAACAGUUGAGGAAGUUUAGAGGGCAUCAAGUUCAAAAUGUGAGAAUAUUUCCAAAUAAAACAAACCUAAAUGUUUGCUCAUUGAAUAUUUCAUCUUUGCCGAGCAUUCAAUUGAAUCCGGGUCGAUGAGAUUUUCAAAUCAUUCGUUUUUUUUGUUUAACUUUUCCAAAAUGUCGCUGCGUUGUUGCUGUUGGGGUUUGUUUGUCGUUGGCUAAACUGAAAGAAUUAAUCGACCGCCCGCUUCGGUCGGGUCUGCUGUCUCCAGUGGCGAAUGUCAAAUGAAAGCUAGUGCAAACAAUCCAAAAAUCAGAAGCGCAACAUCACUGCAAUGGAUUUCAAAAUUGGUUUCAACUCAUAAAUGAAGCAUCUGAAUACGAUUGAAUAUUAAUGUAGUGUCUCCAAGUGCAGACGGACAUAUGUACGGCUUAUUUCAAUAUUUAUUGCUUUGUUGGAGUGGUCAAUCUCUCUAUGCAACAUCUCCUUUUUGUUACCACGCGCGCAGUGUAAAUAAUUCAUGUGCUUGUCUAAAAAAAAAAAAAAAAAAAAAAAAAUAAUCAAAGAAAAAGUUGGCCUUUUGUUUUAUUUAAAAAGAGGAUGAUGAAUAGUCCACAAGACCAUAGUCCAUCCACAAGAGCCGCCAAGCUACUAGCUUUGCCGGUAAGUGGAUCCACUCCGCUACCGUUAGCAUAGCAGCCAGUGGACUAUUUUUUGGCUUGUGUGUAAACGUUCUCGUUUCCCCAAAAAAAUUAUAAAUAAUCAUUCGACUUUUUGGAGGUUUUUUUUUUUUUUUGCUUGAAGUUGUGUAAAAAUAUCAAAUGCCUGCCAAGUUACAGGGUUAGCGUGUAAGUAAAAUGUCUUCGUGAGGGUUAGAACAACAUCAGAGAGGCUAUUUGUUAGCUUGUAUGCUAACCUUUUUCUAGCCUUUGGCAUUUGAUUUGUUUACUUUCUUGCAGGGAGUUUUGUGACAAUACAGGAUAGCUACCUUUCCACUACCGUUAGUGGUUUAGAAGAAUUCUUUUGUGCUUAUUUGGGAUAGUUGUUACGAGGCUAAUCUCCGCGCUAACCUUUUGGAGUCUGAAAAAUAAGGAAAUGUAUAAUUUCACAUUAUUUUUGCUCUUUUGCCUGAAGGUAUGCGAGAAUGAUGACUUGCCUUAAGGUGCUAUCUGAGCAUGUAAGUAAAACAUCAAUGCUAGGAUUAGCACAGCAUCCAGUAGGCAAAUCUGUUAAUCUUUGUUUCCCGAAAAGCACAAAAAAACCCUGAAAAAUGUGACAUUUAUUUUUGGACUUGCCUGGCAUUAAUUACGUGAGAAUACCUUUUGGGUACCAACGAGGAAAUCUGUUACAGUAUCUUCCACGCUUUUGUAGCUGUGAAAAUGUGUUGUUGUUUUUUUUAGUUGAGCUCAUCUUAACGGCGACCAAAUAAUGAUGAGUACAUUUUUAUUUUGUCGCUUUGCUGUUGCCGGCUGUAGUGUCACUUUUGUGCUAAGAUAAGCGAAGCAAGCUAAUGAUGCGCUACGGCGCGGUGUCCUUGUCAAGCAUUUCAACUUCAUCUUAAUACAAUCUGAAAAUGACUUUCUGUUGUCAUGUUUCACUGGAUGUCAAACGUCAAAAUAAUUGUGGUGUAAAAUUGCCGGGAGUUGAUAAUAAUAUUAUUAAUCAGAGAUAUGAUUGUACAGAGGAGUUUUGUCGCACGGUCCUGUGAUGUAGAUAUGAAUCUGUAUGUGGUCUUGUACUGUAAAUAUGCAAAAUCUGUGCCAUAUGGAUUUUUUAUGUUUUGGAAUGAUGUGACAAAAAAAUAUAGAAAUGUUUGUGUUUGUACGAGGCAGUUUUUGGAGCACAAUGAAGGAAGUGAAACCGUUUGUUGAAAAUUGGCAAUAAUUUCCCAAUAAAACUC
Syngnathoides biaculeatus (alligator pipefish) is the source of this 7865-nucleotide messenger RNA. It is a transcript of the gene srrm4, whose product is annotated as serine/arginine repetitive matrix 4. Gene Ontology annotation, molecular function: mRNA binding. Gene Ontology annotation, cellular component: nucleus. Gene Ontology annotation, biological process: regulation of RNA splicing; neuron maturation; mRNA processing. Bases 4215 to 5783 code for a protein of 522 amino acids. The record is from RefSeq and is a predicted model, not a curated record. NCBI's taxonomy places the organism in Eukaryota, Metazoa, Chordata, Actinopteri, Syngnathiformes, Syngnathidae. The transcript has 15 exons.